UGAGCCGUCAUUUAUUCUUAUUGGGCACCAUAUGGGUACAGGAUGACCAGUGUCAUUCAUUCAGAUCGAAGACGUUUCGGAAACCCCGGCCGUGCCACUGCUGUCAUGAAUUGAUAAAAAAUGAAGGCAGCAGCUGUAGAGUGUGCAAAUUUGUAUGUCAUAAAAAUUGCGAAGAUAAGGUGAACCAUCAUAUCGCCGGAAGACCAUAUAAUAAAGAACAUGCAAACGAGCUGGCCACGAGGAGUGUCACCCCCCAGAAACAAGCAUGGGGAGGGACGGAAGGAAGGCCGAAAAGCAGAAGGGAAAAUGCCAUGGACCUGACAUACAUCACUGAAAGGAUCCUGUCGCUAUGGUUUCCUUACGACAUCGGGGCGCAAGAGUACAGAAUGGGCCACCAGCAAGUCGCGCACAUGCUUCAGAGCAAGCAUGGAUCAAGUUAUAUGGUGUUCAAUUUAUCCGAACCAAGAGGAGGAACGAGACGAGAACACGUGAGGGUGAGAGAAGUGGGUUGGCCUCCUGACUUGGCACCACCUUUGGAGCGAUUGUGUUCCGUGUGCAAGGACAUCGAUUCUUGGCUGAGCGAGGACUCUUCGAGAAUUGCCGUUCUUCAUGCAAGGGGGAAUCGAGAGAGGAUAGGGGUGAUCGUCGCCGCUUACAUGCAUUACAGCAGCAUAUGCGGCAGCCCGGAGCAAGCUCUCGACAGAUUCGCCAUGAAGAGAUAUCUAGAUCACAAAAUCGGCGAAUUGGAAUUGCCAUCGAAUAAAAGAUAUGUCAACUAUUUCUCCGGGCUGCUGUCAGGUUGUAUUCGGAUAAAUUCAGCGCCGUUGUACCUGACUCAUGUCACAGUAUUGGGAGCGCCAUCAUUCGAACCCGGUACCUGUGGAUGCAGGGCUUUCAUUAAAGUCUACGAAGGCCUCAUACCUGUGUACACGUCCGGGGUACACACGGUAUCACCGGAAACUAGGCAGUUCACAGUUACUGUAAGCGGCGGUGCGGACCGCAGAGGGUUGCAACUUAGAGGUGACAUCCUUCUAAAAUGCUACCAUAGGCAUUACUGCAACGAUGAAAACAGCACGAGAUGCAGUUCGCCUUUAGACAGUAGCGUCGCAAGUGGAGAACCACCAAUUCAAAGGGAGUUGAUAUUCUCUUGUCAAUUUCAUACCUGUGCGGUCACCGACCAUACUCUGAGUUUUACGAGGCAGGAACUCGACGGAGCUUGCAACGAUCUGAGGUUUCCUCUAGACGGUGCUGUGGAGCUUCACUUUUCCGGCAGGUCGGAAACACCGAGGAUCACACCCGCACCGACCCCAGCCGUCCCGGUAGAUAACAGCCAGGACCCUGUUACCAGGUGGGAUUCUUACGAACACCUAGAUCAUCCACCUCCUCUCAGCCCUGAUUCGGACAUCACGGAAGAAGCUAAUGGUAAAUACAACAGCCACCAAAUAGAUGCUGAGGUGACUCACACGUACGGGCCCCUCGACGGCUCUCUCUACGCAACGGUCGCCAAAAAGGAGGAGGUGAUCGCCAGCCCUCAUACAGUGUCAAUGGACAGUGGCAUCUCAUCCGCCGGUAACGGACUAGCCUCACAGGGACCCUGCUUAGACCAACAUCGAGAAUUGGACAAGCUGCUUUCGGAAAUGCUCAUGACAGUCAGAGACAUUGAGGAAGUCCCGUACCACGCGAGGACGGACAGCCGUCCCUUCAGCUACGGCCUCGCGAGCCCGCGUCUCGUCAGGAAGCUCAGUAACGACAGACCUUCGCCCGUUUUCCACGAGGGGAAUAUUGUGACCGGAUCAAUAAGUCAAGACACGAGCAACAACUUGACAUGGCUACAGAGGCAGCAACAAAAAUUAAGAGACAGGCGAGAGGUUCAGCUGAGAUGGGAAAGGGAGCCUGCAGAACGCAGUCUCCUUAGCGAACUGCGAGUUUCCCAAACUACAACUCGCUCUCCUAGUCGAAGGACAGACGGAUACGCAAGCGACACAUCACACCUUAGGGACGAUGAAGAUUUUUCAGUCCCGCUUCACAUAAAUACAACUGCUGCAAAAGUGACUACAGGAUCAGCACCGGUCUCUCCCCUCCUUCCGCAUAGGAGCUCGUCGAGAAGGCACCCGCUCACUUCUGCAGCAGCCAGAGCACGAUCGGCCGACCCAGCACCCUUCUCCGGAAAAAACAGAAAAUAUAGCGAUUCGAGCACAGCGAGAGGUUCCGAGCAGGACAGCGGCCUCCUUUCAUUAAUUGACGGAGGAGACAGUGAAAAGCACAGUUCAUUUGUAGCGUCAACGACAAGAUCCCCAAGUGACAGUUCAGAGGAAACGGCUGCUUGGCCUCCACCACCUUCUGAACUACAGGCCAGACCAGGAUUUGAAUCACUUGCACUAAAUUUGCUACGGGAUGAAGGAUAUUCCUGGAGGACGACAUCAACCACAAGCGAAGGAACAGGAAGCCCAGCAAACAGCCCCCGGCCUCAGACUCCGGCUUUCCCUGUUCAUCCUAGAACACCUUACAGUAAUGGAAAUCAUUCACAUUUCGAUAUCGCAGGUCUGCCCCCCAAAAGCCCAACUGCAAACAGAAAGGAGUGGACACCUCUAGGGGAGACCCUUCAAAGAGAACAUUCUUCAACAAGUUCACGUGGAUAUGACAGUUCAGACAACCAGUACAGUCCAAAAAGUCCAGUUCUUUCAAAUGGAACAAUGAACGGGGGUCAAUCUUCCCCAACACCAACUGUAUAUUAUGGAACAUCUAGAAGGUCUUCAAUACAUAGUAAUGGAGAACCUCCUCAAGAAGUGUCACCAGCACAUGUCAAAUUUGUCAGGGAUACAAACAAGUACUGGUACAAAGCAACUAUAUCCCGAGAAGAAGCAAUAAACAUGUUAAAAGAUCGUCCACCUGGGACUUUCGUCGUGAGGGAUUCAAACUCAUUCCCAGGUGCCUUUGGUUUGGCUUUGAAAGUCGCAACGCCUCCUCCAAAUGCAGGAAAAUCGCCUACAGGAGAUCCAGCCAAUGAACUUGUAAGACAUUUUCUAAUUGAGCCCACAUCUAGGGGAGUUCGAUUAAAAGGUUGCAGCAACGAACCUGUAUUUAGUUCAUUGUCUGCUCUAGUCUAUCAGCAUACCUUAACACCACUUGCUUUGCCGUGUAAACUAGUACUUCCAGAAUCUGAUCCAUCGAGGCAAAUGGACCCUUCAACAGUUAGCAAUGCUCAACUUCUCUUAGCACAAGGAGCAGCCUGCAACGUGCUCUAUUUGAAAACCGUUGACACCGAAUCACUGACUGGUCCUCAGGCCGUUGUUCGAGCAAUAACCCAGCUAUUCUCUGAUGCUCUACCAACUGCAGUAGUUGUCCAUUUUAAAGUAUCAACCCAAGGCAUUACACUUACGGACAACAAAAGGCAACAAUUCUUUAGAAGACAUUAUCCCGUUAAUACGAUCAGUUACUGUGGGCUAGAUCCAGACGAUCACAGGUGGAGUCAGAGAAAUGAGACUACUGGAAUGCCUUUAUCUUCAUUGCGGUGUUUUGGAUUUGUUGCUCGAGAACCGGGAAAUAAGCCUGACAACCAGUGCCACUUAUUUGCUGAACUUGAACCAGGACAGCCAGCUAAUGCAAUAGUAAAUUUUGUAGCAAAAGUAAUGUUGAACGGCCAAACGAAAAAUAAUAUCGUAUAAGUUUCAAUUAUUCAUUUAAUCAAAUUUUUUGGCUUCACACACACAAAAAUGGUUACCUUUAUUGUUUCUGUUGUUUUUCUUCAAUUGAUAAAUUUUACAAAAAAAAAAUAUUCUAUGAAAAUUAUUCAACUCGUAUACAAAUACCAUUGUAAUUAUUUAUAACAAUGCUUCUUAUCCAUAUGAAAAUAAAUAGUAAAAUAAAAUUAUUUUACCUAGACCUCCACCGUCUCUUUUAGUAUCUCCUAAAGAUAAUUUGUAUGUAGUCAUAAUCAAUCAGUGAUUUGUGGACAUGGAGAAUUUUAGCAUAUCAAUUUGUUGGCAGCAUAUGAAAAAGGAUUAUUUCCUUUCUUUCCAUUCUUUAUGAAAGAAUAAAGGACAGAACUAUAUCAUUUGUUAAAAACAACCAAUAAUUAAAGGUAAUUAAAAGAACAUUAUUUAGGCUUAGGAAAAUAAUUUGUUGUCCUGGAACAACUAAAUAUUUCAUUUAAUGAUUUUUGUGUAUUUAAAUAUUCAUUUUAUUAACACUGCUUAUUUCAAAAUGACUUUAAUUUAGAAUUUCAAUUGUCUCAUUCUUAUUAUUUUAUGUAUUUAUUUGUGUAAUGAACAGAAUUAAUAUUUUUAACUAGGCAUUAUGUAAAUAGAUAUUACAGUAGAAUAAAAAUAUAACAAUUAUAAUCAUUACUAAUUUAUACAAGUAUAUUUUACUUUGUUAAAUUUAACAGGCGACAUCACUAUCAAAUAUAGCAUUUAUUUUUUGUGUUAUUUUUACUGUAAGACUACCAGUUCAUUUUAUCCUUGUUAAAGUGUUCAUUUGAACAUUUUAUGUAAGAAAAAAAUGGUAAAUUAAAUUGCUCACUAAAGUAAUUUAUAGAACUUUAACAAAAUUAGAAAGAAAUGAAAUAUUUAAAAAAAAAAAAAAUUAGUUUCAGAAUUAAAUAAUUUCAAUCCUUUAUUUUCAAAAUAAUAAGAUUAUAAUAAUUGUACAAUUAACAAUGUAAAUAAAAAAUAUACUAUGA
Messenger RNA from Cimex lectularius (bed bug), 4681 nucleotides. RefSeq names its product tensin (gene by). The record is from RefSeq and is a predicted model, not a curated record. Gene Ontology annotation, molecular function: protein binding. Bases 312 to 3665 code for a protein of 1117 amino acids. The transcript has 22 exons. Lineage: Eukaryota; Metazoa; Arthropoda; Insecta; Hemiptera; Cimicidae.